AUGAAACUCGGCAACGUCCUCGGCCGUCGCCACUCGAUUCUCUGGGGGUGCAGCAUCAUGAUCAUCGGCGCCGUUUUGCAGUGCUCCGCACAUGCUCUGGCUCAUUCCAUCGUCGGACGCAUCAUCACGGGUAUCGGGAACAGCUUCAACACCUCCACCGUCCCAGUCUGGCAGUCCAAGUGCUCGAAGCCGCACCAUCGGGGUCUGGCCGUGGUCUUCGAGGGAAGAAUUGUUGUCGUCGGAAUCGCCACCAGCCAAUGGCUUGACUUGGGCAUGUCGUUCACGGGGCCGAGCGCUGCUGCCUGGCGAUUCCCCAUCGCCUUCCAGCUGAUCUUCGCCAUCUCCGUCCUUGUGGGCGUAUACUACAUGCCAGAGUCACCCCGAUGGUUGAUCCUCAAGGAAAGGGACGACCAGGCGGUAACCAUUCUGAGCGCUAUUUACGAUGUAGACCGCGGCGACCACUUAGUUAUGGAGGAGAUCCAGGCGAUGAGGAUCAGUGUUCGCGAGUCAGCCGCAUCGAUCCCGGACGUCUUCCGAAUGGGACCCAAAAGGAACUUCCAUCGUGCGGUGCUAGGAUAUUUGACCCAGGUGUUCCAGCAAAUUGGUGGCAUCAACAUUAUCAUCUAUUACGCUGCCGCCAUUUAUCUCAACCAAAUGGGCCUGUCGCCGCUGGUGUCUCGUAUCAUUGCUGCGGCAGGAGGUACAUGGUGUAAUGGGAGAAGUUGGAAGUGGUGGAUAGCGUUAUGA
Messenger RNA from Cladophialophora bantiana CBS 173.52, 747 nucleotides. RefSeq lists its product as uncharacterized. Gene Ontology annotation, molecular function: carbohydrate:proton symporter activity. Gene Ontology annotation, cellular component: membrane. Bases 1 to 747 code for a protein of 248 amino acids. Lineage: Eukaryota; Fungi; Ascomycota; Eurotiomycetes; Chaetothyriales; Herpotrichiellaceae. The record is from RefSeq and is a predicted model, not a curated record. Gene Ontology annotation, biological process: transmembrane transport; carbohydrate transport. The transcript has a single exon.